Messenger RNA from Xenopus tropicalis (tropical clawed frog), 1024 nucleotides. It is a transcript of the gene dnajc4, whose product is annotated as DnaJ heat shock protein family (Hsp40) member C4. Lineage: Eukaryota; Metazoa; Chordata; Amphibia; Anura; Pipidae. The record is from RefSeq and is marked provisional.
AGGUCCAUAACAUGCCUUACCGAUGAUGCUAUGCUUGGGUAUUAGCAAGGGAGGGGUCCGGCUCUGCACAGCUAGUGCUCAGCGCUAUGCUGGGACGCACACCGGGUCCGGCCCCCGGGAUCAUUACCAGCUGUUGGGCAUUGAAAGAAAGGCUACGAGCGAGGAGAUUAAAAAUGCUUUCUUCACUAUGUCAAAGAAGUUGCACCCUGACAGUGACCCAACAAACCCACUCCUGCACUCUCAGUUUGUGCGCCUGAGUGAGGCCUACAAGGUGCUAAGCAGGGACACGUCCCGCAGGGAGUAUGACCAACUGCUGGAUGCUGUACAGAGGGACCGCUGGGCCUAUGGGGCUCGGAGUUCUUACUACCAAGGACCCUCACCAAGUGCUGCUGCAGAUGAGAAUGCUCAUUACUGGUCCCAGUUUGCCGCUAGGAGAGGAGAUCCUACACAGCGCCGCCAGGGCCGCAAUGGGCGCUUGGUCUUGUACUGUCUUCUGAUAAUGGCUGGAAGCCUCACAAUGCACUAUGUGGGCUUCAAAACCUUGCGGGAAAUCCAUUCUAACUUCAUGGAGAAACAACACAAACGAAUCCUGAAGAUCUAUAAUGAGGCCAAAGAAAGAGCCAGGGUGAAUGGGUUCAGGAAACAGCAGGAGAUACUUCGGGAGAAACAUGCAGCGUUCACAGAGAAAUACCACGCAAAAAACCGUCAUGAAGAAUCCAAAAAAUAAGGUGUUGGGUACAAUAACGGUGUUUUCAUGGACCCACAGGAAAUUCCAAUCUGUGAUUCGCCUGCUCUUGCUGAUUGAACUGGGGAGACACUGGUUGGAUUCCCUAUACAACCAGUUUAGUUACACAGAGCUUUUAGCCAAGGCUGCAAAUUUCUUUAUUUUUGGACCCUCUAAAAAGAAAAUAGAAGUGCCAGGUGAACCAGAAUAAAGGAUUUGCAGCAGGUUAAAAGAUUAUCUUACCUCAAAUAUUUUGAAUAUUCCCUUUGCUUCUUGUAAAUAAAAUCUUACAAAAUCAAA